CGCUUGGAUUUCUAUGACGUAAAAACGGUGUGGUUGUUAUUGUCACCUUUGUUUGUGUUCGGCAUUUUAAUACAACUACACACCCACUAACAUGUCUGGCAGAGGAAAAACCGGAGGUAAAGCCAGGGCUAAGGCCAAGUCUCGCUCCUCUCGUGCUGGCCUGCAGUUCCCAGUAGGUCGAGUCCACAGGCUACUGCGUAAGGGCAAUUAUGCGGAAAGAGUCGGAGCCGGGGCUCCUGUGUAUCUGGCGGCUGUGUUGGAAUAUCUCACAGCCGAGAUUCUGGAGCUAGCAGGCAAUGCUGCCAGAGACAACAAGAAAACCAGGAUCAUCCCCAGGCAUCUUCAACUGGCCGUACGAAACGACGAGGAACUCAACAAGCUGCUGGGAGGUGUGACCAUUGCCCAAGGCGGUGUGCUUCCCAACAUCCAGGCUGUUCUCCUGCCUAAGAAGACUGAGAAGCCCGCAAAGAGCAAGUAAAGACUUUUCCGAGGCUCUGCUCCACUGGGGACACAGCUAAGGCUCUGCUUUUGUCAAAUUUUCAUAGUGUUACAGUGUUUUUGUUUGGAAUAAACAUUUUUUGACUAGGGGCGGUGUCUGAGUGAAAACACACUAGCUCCUCUUCGGGACUAUUCACGGAUUCUGUAUCCUCCGUGUUGCUGUGGAAAAUGGAGGUGCUCUCUGAAGGCUAAUGACGAAGGAGGCCUCGGAGAAGCCAGUUUCUUAACAUAGACCAAUUCUCAAGGGGUGGGAGGGGUGUUUUAUUUUCCCAAAGCUGCUACUAAACGUGUAACGUUGUUUUAUUGUCAUGUUUCAAUAAAUGUCCUGCAGCCUUUUGGCACAUGGAGAAUUCAG
Messenger RNA from Cynoglossus semilaevis (tongue sole), 853 nucleotides. RefSeq names its product H2A.X variant histone family member 1 (gene h2ax1). Gene Ontology annotation, cellular component: nucleosome. The record is from RefSeq and is a predicted model, not a curated record. The transcript has a single exon. Lineage: Eukaryota; Metazoa; Chordata; Actinopteri; Pleuronectiformes; Cynoglossidae. The coding region runs from base 92 to 478 and encodes 128 amino acids. Gene Ontology annotation, molecular function: protein heterodimerization activity; DNA binding; structural constituent of chromatin.